Tribolium madens (black flour beetle) is the source of this 5832-nucleotide messenger RNA. RefSeq names its product partitioning defective 3 homolog B-like. Gene Ontology annotation, cellular component: cell cortex; apical junction complex; adherens junction. NCBI's taxonomy places the organism in Eukaryota, Metazoa, Arthropoda, Insecta, Coleoptera, Tenebrionidae. Bases 1352 to 5632 code for a protein of 1426 amino acids. The record is from RefSeq and is a predicted model, not a curated record. Gene Ontology annotation, molecular function: phosphatidylinositol binding; protein binding. The transcript has 17 exons. Gene Ontology annotation, biological process: cell adhesion; intracellular protein localization; microtubule cytoskeleton organization.
AGGAAAGUAAGAUCUCUUUUUGUGAACUCAUUUUAUUAGUUGAGUGAACAGGAUAGAGGAAAAUUGUAUUUUUUUUAAAACAGCUAAACCUAUCUGAACGACUGAAAAGAAUUAAAAAUCUUAAGUUGUUUUUUCAACUCACAAACUUUACCUUGUGGUAAAAUUGUCAUCUUUAGCUACGGUGUUUAAUCCCAAAUUAUCCAACGACUUUUAAAAAAUUCGUAAAAUUAUUUCAAACAUAUCAAAUGUUCUAAAUUAUUUGAUAGACCAACGAAACCAAACUUAUUGACCAGUUUCUAUGUGAAAGACUGUUUUCAUCAUUUUUUGAACUGUGGAAUUUCUAAAAUCGCUAUCAGACGAAAUAUUUCCGCCACUAAAUGAAUCUCGGCUUCCUUUUUGUUCAAUGAAUUCAUUUAACCUUCUUAAUUCAUCUAAUGAGAUUGUUUUUGCGAUUUUGCAUAAUGGCACGCCUAAUUUGAAAUUUAAUUGUUCAUUUAAAUAUUUAACUACUCUCACAUUAAUAUUUUUAUUUUUGACGUAAAUGGAACUACCUUUCAUCAGUCGAUUGGUUUUGGGCUUUAAUUCGAUUCUGAUAAUUAUGAAAUAUUCUAACGGACCUUGAUUUGCCGUUACGUGCAUAAAUUUUGAAACCAUAAGGACUUGAUGAUAGUAAUCUUAAGAAAAGCGAAUUUUUUACCGGUAAUAAAUAAUAAGGUGUGAAGAAUUGCGCAUUAUCGAUGAUAAAUAUGGAGACAACGGAAAUUCAUUCUGGAUUCGACUCACACUUAAUCGAUUCUAUUAUUAAUUCAUUUUGCAGUCCACCAAAAUGGUUUUAUGUUUACUUUUUGCGUUUGAACUACAACCAUUUGCAUAAGUGCCUAAAAAUUAAGAACAGUUAGGUGCGACUUUGACUAACGUUACUUAGCUGGUGUUAAAACCUUGCCGAUUUUAUCGAUAUUAAUCGAGCCACUUUUCAAAACAUUGCAGAACCUCUCUGUAUUCAUUGGUGGCAAAAUUAAUUCGGAAUUUGUGUAAUUUAACCGUCACGGUAAUGCAGCAAGUAGACUAGUUCCAUGUUACAGCAAGUGCUAAAUCUUUGGCCGGAGAUAAAUAAUCGUUGCGGGCGUGCCCUUGAAAUACCAUCACAUCCAACAUUAUUGCAUAGUGAAUGUAAUUUUCCAGUUAGAUUUUAAAUUCCUGCAUGCGACAGGAAUGAAAUUUCGAAAAAUUCAUAAACUGCUUUGUUGUUUUAUGGUGCAAUGGGAGUAACGAAUCAUUUUCAGAACUGAUCGUUGCAAAACGUCAUUACGAAAGUAUUGUAUGUGUYUGUGUGGAAAAAUGUCGAUGUGAAAUGUUCGAUAGUUGUCAGACGAUAAAUGCCGUACCUAAGUGUACGGAAGUGGCCGAAAAACUCGUGCAAUUAUUCGGGUGGAGGCAGACUUAUAACGUCGAAAAACUACAAAGGAAUGUACCAGGAAGAGCAACGACGAGGAUUUCCAUUACUAGGUCUUCGCUGAGUCGCGAAAAGUGCAAAGAGGGUUCAGACUCCUGGGUGUCCGUACACAACUUGCAAUCUCAAGGCGGCGGCAUCUUAGAUCCGGAUGAUCGAUUGAGCGAUGUCGUCGACGACAGAGAACAAAUAUUGGCGAAUUUCGAAGACGGCGAUGGAACACACCAACACGGAGGCGGUGACGGGGCCAGUGGCAGUUCAGUAGGAACGGGCAGCCCCGACAUAUUCCAUGAUGGCGAACACAAAUACGGCCCCAACUAUCCGAGAACAGACAUCGAAGUCACCGGCGAACAAAUCGCCUUGGGAGUCCCCGGAGCCCUCCAAGUGCGUCGAGGGAGCGAACCUGCCCUUAAUCAACUCCCAGUAGGACCACCCGCACCACCUGAACACCCAAAAAGGUGGAGCGCUGCACCCCUAAUCUUGGAACCACCCCAAAUUGGUUAUAACAGUAACGAUUGGAAUGAAGACUCGAAGGAGGAAGAAGGGACAAACGCAGGUUUCAGGAGGAGGGAUGGAAGUAAUCGACUUUCGAUGCAAUUUCUGGGGGAUGGUGCUGGAUAUCGAUGGGCUGAAGCCGCCGAAAGAGCGGCCCAGUCAAGGGCGAGUACUUCGUUACCGAGAGAGAGUAAAAGGAAGGAGCCUUUAGGGCAGGCGAAUAAUUCAACUAGUCCUCCACCUCCGAGUGACAAUGCCGAGCUUAUAGUAAUUCGGAAUGAGCCUGGACCACUUGGGAUCCAUGUUGUUCCAGAUUAUGAUAGGUUAGGAAAGGAUCGAGGUCUCCUGGUUCAAGGAAUUGAACCCGGGAAAAGGAUAGACCGUGACGGAAGAUUGGCAAUUUAUGAUAGAAUAAUCGAAAUAAACGGUGAAAAUUUAUUAAAUAUGCCAUUUCAAAGGGUGCAAGACAUCUUCAAACUUUACUUAAAUUCGCCAGAAUUAAGACUGAAAGUUAUCAAAAAUUCCGGUUUAGACAGUCUCCGGAAACCUCCAGCCCCCAUUUAUCCUAGGUUUCCUGAAGACAAGGAAAACGUCUCGAUGGUAGAAUGCGAGCAGAAACCAUUUGCAGAAAGUACAAAUACUAAAGUAGCGACAGUCUCGCCGACUAAAAAAGUACCCGCAAUUUCAAAAAAUCUUAAAACUUUUCUAAGCGCAAACACGCGGAAAAUCGGCCGUAAAUAUGAAAUAGAUUUAAUUAAAGGCCCACACGGGUUGGGAUUUAGUAUAACGACAAGGGAUAAUCCCGCUGGUGGGAAUUGUCCGAUUUAUAUCAAGAAUAUCAUCCCGAAAGGGGCUGCAGUCGAAGAUGGUAGACUUAAAAUCGGGGAUCGGCUUUUGGAGGUAAAUGGGGUUGAAAUGACAGGGAAAAGUCAAGCCGAGGCUGUGGCGGUGUUGAGGAAUGCGCCACUAGGGAGCACUGUGAGGAUAGUGGUGUCGAGGCAAGAGGAUGUCAUCGAUAAUUCGCUCCCAAGGAUAAUAGAUUCUGAGCAAGAAAAAGAAGUGGAAGACUCGGCCGAGGUUGUUAAUGGUAACGAUGUACCACCUAACAUACCUCCACUCCCCCAGAGUCACCUCCAAGCUCUCCAAAACAGAUCCGAAAAGAACGGUUCAGUAGCUAAAAUCGUGUCACAGUUUCAAGAGGCUGCGAACAAUCCCCCGGACAAAACCGACGACAUGAUUUUUCCUUGGAAACACCGUGAAAUUCUAACUCUAAACAUCCCAGUUCACGAUUCGGAAAAAGCCGGUUUAGGGAUUAGCGUCAAAGGCAAAACCAGCGGCACCCAAGACUUGGGAAUAUUCAUCAAGAGUGUGAUACAUGGAGGUGCGGCGUCACGUGAUAAGCGAUUACGGACCAACGACCAGUUGCUCAACGUUAAUGGAAUUUCGUUACUCCAGCAAUCGAAUAGUGACGCAAUGGAGACACUCCGGAAGGCCAUGUUGCAUACUGAAGGACCGGUUCCGGGGAACAUCACACUGACGAUAGCUCGGAGAGCGGCGAGUCCGGGCGCUAACAGGAGUUUUAGUAGUCGAGGAUCAGACCCGAACUUGUUAAAUACGUCUUCUUCUGGUGAAUUAUUUCACUCGAACUCAAAUUCCAAUGAUACGGAUCCAUCACAUAGUAACAAUUCCGGUGCUAGCGGCAGUUCYACAAAUACAGUCAUUUUUAACCCGAAUCAAAAUGGCGUCGAGGCGAAACAAAUGCAAAAUGUCUCGCAAAUGCACACAUGGAAUCCGGUUUUAGACCGGCUGACUGGAAAUAACAAACAACUGCGCAACGAAAGUUACUACAAGGCAACUCAUGACACUUGGAGUAACAGCAUGUUGGCCUCCGCUAACAACUCGUACGGCAAUAUGACAAGUACCACUCUAAGUUUAGCCCCAGCUGAGCCAAUCCUGAUCGAGGAUGAGUACGGUUCAAGAGUUCUAACGCAUCAAAAUUCUCGAAUCAAUGUCCAUAUGACCAACAAGAUGAAUUUAUCCAAUGGCAGCAUUCCCGAAAACCGGAAUGAUCACGAACCUGACGGGAAAGCAAAUGUUUCGGAUAAUAAAAGCACCGAUUCCAACUCUCAAACCACCAUUCAAGGGACAGACGCGACGUAUGCCAGCCAGUUAUCCCUCGAAAAUCCCCAAGGAUUCUCCCGGGAUGCUUUUGGGAGGCAGAGUAUGUCAGAGAAACGGCACGCAACCUUAGAUGCGAAAAAUACAGAUACCUACCAACGGACGAAGAAACUACGCGAAGAGAGAAAAAGUAAGGAUGGUAACACUAAUUUAGUCAGAGUUGGGUCUGUGGAGUCUGUUAUAAGUGUUAAUCGGUCAUCUGAACAUCCUGAAUAUGCGGACAAAUUGGGUCAAUUGGGACCUUCAUUGGGGAUGAAGAAGUCGUCUAGUCUUGAAUCGUUACAAACCAUGGUGCAAGAGAUACAGAUGCAAGAAGAGGGUGACCCGGCUUAUAGCUACAGAGGCCCCUCGGGGGCCCUUAAAGUGAUUCGAGGACGGGGCUGUGAGGAGAGUUUUAGGGCAGCUGUCGAUAAACACAUUGUAGACCCGAACCACCAAUCAGAAAUAAGUGCCAAGAAACAUUGGUUGCUUGAUGGUCCAAUGGAGGAGCGUGAAAUUGAUGGUUUUAACAAUGUGAGAGGAGCCCCACGUCAAUCUUCUCUUAAUGCAGCCCUUGAUAGUAAACACAAAUCCGGAAAAAAGAAACCGAGUUUGUUAAAAGGCAUUGGUUCAAUGUUCCGGUUUGGAAAACACCGGAAAAUGGAAUUUAACAACAUUGAUAUACAACAUUAUCAUCCGACAAACGAAUUUGAUCCCAAUGCUAACAACAAUCAACAACAACAACAAGCAGAACAACAAAAUUAUCAACAGCAACAACACGAAAAUUCCAGCCAGGAGCAACAACAACAACGUGCACAACAGAUGAUACAACAACAGAGAGAACCGUUGUAUCAAAGGCACGGCUUUGUGCACCGACAUGCUGAACAGGUCCAAGUGAUUCCGGAAAAUUCAGUGGCGCCACCUGUCAAAUACCGGAAUCACGUCACUGUUGAUCAACAAGGACAGAGACGGAAAAUGCAAGAACAUAGAAUGAGACACACUUACUACCAAUCGGAUGAUAGAGAGCCGAUAUAUGGACAACAAGGGAAUUUCGGAGAAUAUGGUGGUAGGCCUGGCAGCCGGUCGGGAAUCACCGAUUCCGUUCCAUUCACCCAUUACGUCAACUACAACGAGCUGCAAAAUCACUUAAGCCGUAAAGAUCCGCUAUCUGACAGUCAGAUAGUUCAGAUGCGUCUGCAAGUUCAACAGCAAAGGUUAAAGGUGGAGGAAGAAAGUCGAAAGCAGCAUCAGUACCAUUCGCAACGCCAGACCCGCACCGACAACCAACUUCGGCCCGUUUCAAACUUCUACGAAUACGAGAGUAUCCAAUCGAUGCUUAAUAACCGUCGGGGGAACCCCCCAGUACCGCAUAGUAAUCCACCUGUGAUGUACCAAGAUGUCAAUUCAAACUCUCUUCCACGGCAAGGGCAACCACCUGUUCAAGGCCGGCACCCGAAUCGUAAUCAUAGAGGGCCGUUUGUGACCCACGUGACUAUCGGCGAUAGCCAACAAAACGGAACGAAAGUGUAAAAGUGCUUCAUUGUAGGUGUUGAAACUUGUUUUUGUGAUUUGUAUCAGUAUUAUGAAACUGUUUCAGCGCCACGUCCAUUUUAAUCUAUUUUAGUUGUGUAUAUACGAGCUUAUAUUUUAUAUUGUAAAUAAUUUAUAAUAUGUAUAAAUAAAGAAGUAAAUUUUAUACAAACAAAAAAAUACACAGUUACAAAAUUGUC